AUGGCGGCCGAACGAGGAAGAGACUUGAUCGAGUUGUACGGGUCGUAUCCCGUCGCAAAGACGUUCGCAGUCACAGACAACGUUCCCGACCUCGCAGAAACAGAGAUGCCUACCUACAGCGCGGCCUUCGACGCGGAUCCAACAACGAAGAGGCAUGCGGCUUGUGACGAAUGCAGAAAACGCAAGCUGAAGUGUUCGGGCGAGCCUUCGGGUUGUUCAAGGUGCCUCAAACAGACCCUAACCUGCCACUAUUCCUUACAAUCGAAGAUGGGCCGACCCCGGAAAAGGCAGAAGGUUGAGGGCGGUCUCGAAGACGACGCGCCGCCUGCAGAAACACAAGAACAACAGCCUCUAUUGGGUGGCCAACCUGGCGUGGAACCACGGAAAGACCGUCGAUGCCAGAAGGCCAUUGCGAGGACCGAAUUUGAGAAUGUGUGCACCGCGCCUAUAUCCCAGUCGAUUCGCCGCUCGGCGGCGGCUAGCAAUUUGACGAAUUCAACGUCUCAAGGCUCCAAUAACACAUCGCCCCGUACUCCCCCUGAUGAGGCUAUCCUCCCGAACGGCUCGUAUCCUACCGACGUGUCCCUCUGGCCCGACUUCUCCGACAUGACCAUGCUUCCCAUGUUGGUGCAAGACAGUCAUGAACAGGACAAGGCCCUUUCAUCCUUCAACACGUCAGCCGCGCCGAUGGGUGCGUACCUGGCUGCCCAUGACCAUUCUCUAGCUCCCAACCAGGCCCAUUUAUCACAGUUGCCCGCGGUGCCGGACUGCCCCUGCUUGCCGAAUUUAUAUUUGACUCUAUCGACCUUGUCCACACUCUCCGCUUUCCCGGUCUCGUCUGGCACGGUCGACACUCUCCUCAACUCUCACCGCACCGGCCGCAGCGUGAUAUACUGUGCCGUCUGCCCACAAAAGUUCCAAAGCGGCUCGCAGAAUGUUAUGCUCAGCAGCAUGCUCAUCACCGUCCUCGCAGAUCACUGGCUACGUGUAAAGAAGAGCAGCGUAGCCGAACUGCGGAAAGGCUUCAGCGACGGUGACAACGACGGGGACACCGACGUUACCAUGACAUCCCGGGAAGACUUGGAAUGGCGUACGUUCGGCUAUCGAUUGAUCCGCGCUUGCGUCUUUGGCGACGCAGCCGCUCCGAUCCCUCCUGGUUCCAACAGGCCCGUCGUCCCCGCGUCGCCGUACACGCUCUCGGACAUGUGUAGCGCUCUUGAACGGCGACAGAAGCAGUGGCACGCAGUCGAGCCUUGGACGGGCGAAUUCGCGCAGAAGCUGUCGGACGACGUGUCAGGAGGCAACGCCAUCGGUAUGACCUUGGAGGAACUGAAGGAAUGCGAGGAGCAAUCCUUAGCCAGUGGAGACGAUGGGAUGCUGUGCCUGAGGAUUGUCAAGCACGCGAGGAUGAUCAUGCGGAGUCUCGACGGACCUCCACCGAGAUUAGGUGACUAG
This is a messenger RNA of Exophiala spinifera, 1455 nucleotides long. RefSeq lists its product as uncharacterized. Gene Ontology annotation, biological process: positive regulation of transcription by RNA polymerase II. NCBI's taxonomy places the organism in Eukaryota, Fungi, Ascomycota, Eurotiomycetes, Chaetothyriales, Herpotrichiellaceae. Gene Ontology annotation, cellular component: nucleus. Gene Ontology annotation, molecular function: DNA-binding transcription factor activity, RNA polymerase II-specific; zinc ion binding; sequence-specific DNA binding. The transcript is spliced from 2 exons. The record is from RefSeq and is a predicted model, not a curated record. Bases 1 to 1455 code for a protein of 484 amino acids.